AUAUAUGAGGCCCUACGCAGCGAGCUACACGCCCAACUUAUGCAACCAGAUAGAUUAGCCUCUCUCCGAUUAUUAUAGCCUGCCUCCUAAUCUCUAGCUCUGUCAUCUACUUUGCUACUCUGUCAUCCCACCACCGUACAAACCGUAUCGGCGUAGCCGCUCAGCGUUCUAGAACCCGUCAUUGAGAAAAAUAAAUCCACAUAAUAAUCGCCACAGACCGACAGCCGCAGCUAUGCCUCACAAGGAAGAAGAAACUGUCGAGUUCACGCCGGACCUCUACCCCCCCUUCCCCACCGACGUCCCCACGGUCGAGCUCGAGACCAUCUCGCUCUCCAAGCUCCUCGCCGGCGACGCGGCGGAGCAGGACCGCGUGUUCAAGGCCUGUGCGGGGCGCGGCUUCUUCUACCUCGCGCUGGCGGGCAACGAGACGGGCGAUGCCCUGCUGCGCGGGUCUGAGGAGAUCGCGCGGGUGGGCGAGCGGGUGUUCAAGCUGCCACUCGAGGAGAAGAUGCAGCACCGCAUGGGCAAGACGCUGUUCGGGUACAAGUACGCGGGAUCGUCGGUCGCCGACCGCACCGGCGCGCGCGACACGGCCGAGUUCUUCAACGUGUCCAAGAACGACAUGAUCGUGCCCGAGGACCGCAUGACCCGCGCCUGGCCCAGCCCCAUCCUCGACGCCAGGCCCGCCUUCGCCUCCUACGUGCGGAGCGCCCACGCCAUCGGCAUGACCUUGCUGACUAUAAUCGCCGAGCACCUCGGCAUCGACCCCGCCGAGCUCACCGGCCGCCACCGCAUCGAGGAGCUCUCGGGCGACCACAUCCGCAUCACGCGCGGCCCGCCCCGCGAGACCGACGAGAUGCCCGAGAUCCAGACACCGUCGCAUACCGACUUCGGGACUGUCACGGUGCUCAUGAACUGGCUCGGCGGGCUGCAGGUGUGGUCGGAGUCGUCGCGGCGGGCGCAGCUGAGCGACGGGCAGCCGGACCAGCCGGGGGAGUGGCUGUGGGUGCGGCCGCAGCGGGGCAGCGCCAUCAUCAACCUGGGCGACGCGGCGGUCAAGUUCACCGACGGCGCCGUGUGCUCGGGGCGCCAUCGCGUGAUCCCGUCGCCGGGCUCCCAGGGCCGCUGGCCGCGCUACAGCCUCGUCUACUUCGUCCGCCCCGAGGACGAGUGCCUCAUGCGCCGGCUCGACCAGAAGGGCGUCGCCGCCACCGACAAGCACGAGGCCGGCGACGGCCUCACGGCGAAGGAGUGGAUCUACCAGCAGGCCCUGGCGCUGGGCAAUAAACUCGAUAACUAGCCCGGUGCCUUCCCGCGAGACCGAAGAUGCUUGAACGAGUAGUGUAGGCUGGAACAUGGUGUGUAUUUGCAAUCAGCAGACGAACUAUACAGAAGUAUCCUACGAGUAGCGACAAAUUGAACAAUCCCCUUUUCAAGGGUCUUGGAAAU
Durotheca rogersii is the source of this 1449-nucleotide messenger RNA. RefSeq names its product putative oxidoreductase. The record is from RefSeq and is a predicted model, not a curated record. Bases 233 to 1300 code for a protein of 355 amino acids. NCBI's taxonomy places the organism in Eukaryota, Fungi, Ascomycota, Sordariomycetes, Xylariales, Xylariaceae. Gene Ontology annotation, molecular function: dioxygenase activity. The transcript has 3 exons.